Molecule: messenger RNA, 1317 nt
Organism: Papaver somniferum (opium poppy)
Lineage: Eukaryota; Viridiplantae; Streptophyta; Magnoliopsida; Ranunculales; Papaveraceae
Exons: 2
Coding region: 1-1317 (438 amino acids)
Source: RefSeq, a predicted model, not a curated record
AUGGAGGAAACUUCAAAUAUCCGACCGGAGUCGGAGAUUUCAAAAAAAAUUAUAUCUGCAAAUAAUUUUGUACCAAUGAGUAUUAGUCCAUCAGUGUUCAUUCCUGAUGAGGUUAUUGAUGAAAGUGAAUGGAGGUUUAGUUUGAUUGGAAGGUUGGAUUUAGUGAAUUUGAGGCUUUCUGUUGCAGAACCGAAUUUGAAGAAACAAUGGACUCUAACUGGUAACUGUCAAUUUAUCCCUAUUGGUAAGGGUUUCUUCAUUAUCAAACUAGAAAAUAAAGAGGAUAUGAAUUUUUUGUAUGAAGGGUUAUGGGAAGUAGAAUCUCAAUAUUUAAAGCUUCGUUUCUGGGAACGAGAUUUCAAACCUGAACAACAACAUUCUACAAGUGCUUUUGUUUGGGUGUUAUUUCCUGGUCUUAGUAUUGAGUAUUGGCGAGAAGAUAUUCUAAUGUCUAUGGGCAUUGCAAUUGGUAGACCUAUUCGAUUUGAUUCUACAACUCUGAAGAAGGAAAUUGGGUUUUAUGCCAGUAUUUUAGUUGAAAUUGAUCUUUCUAAAGAUAUUCCAAAUAAAGUUGUUGUUGAAUCAAAAAAAGAGCAGAAUCAAGGUGUGAAGAAUGCUAAAUUUCAGAAACCUCAGUGGAGGUAUACGCCUAAAAAAGUUACAACUCAAAACUCUGGUGGUUUUGAUAUUUGCUUUCCUUCUACUUCAAACUUGGAUAAUGAAAAAAUUAGUGAUGAAGAAGAAUAUGAUGCAAUUUUUCCUCCAAUUCAGAUUACUACACCUACACUCAACAAGGAAAAGGAAUUUACUGGUAUUCUGGAGUCCCCUGCUGAUUUUCCUGCAUUAUCUGUGAACAAAAUUAUUGAUGUGGGUGCAAGUGUGCACAAUGUACUUUCAGUUAUAGAAUCUCCUUCUAGUGUGAUUGAGCAAAUAGCUUGUGGAGUUGAUGAACCAGUAACAGUGGUCAAUAAUAACAAAUCUGAGGUUUUAUCAGCUUCUUUGAUAUCAAAUAACAAUACAGAAACAAUAAUUUCAGAUAGUUGGAAAACAGUUGCUGGCUCUAAUACUAUAUUCAAUAAUGCAAACACCAGUACUGACUCAGGUAAAGCCUUUUCUUCUCCCAGUAAAUUUCAAGCUCUAGUUGAAGUUGCUGAAAUACAGGAUCAACUUUUUUCGAAAGUAAUAAGUAAACUUGUCAAAGGGAAAAAAGUUAAAGGAGUUCCUAAUGUGACUACAAGGAAACAAGCUCAUACUUCAGUUAAAUCAAAUGGUAAUAUGGGAAGUACUGGUACUUCUCAAUCCACUUUUUCUCAAUGA